Molecule: messenger RNA, 2487 nt
Organism: Eubalaena glacialis (North Atlantic right whale)
Lineage: Eukaryota; Metazoa; Chordata; Mammalia; Artiodactyla; Balaenidae
Gene: TMEM63C
Product: transmembrane protein 63C
Exons: 23
Coding region: 70-2487 (805 amino acids)
Cellular component (GO): plasma membrane
Molecular function (GO): calcium-activated cation channel activity
Source: RefSeq, a predicted model, not a curated record
AGGGAGGGCCAGUGACAGCCCAUCUCCUGAGUCUGUGACCUCACCUGCUGCUCCAGGGAGCCUCCCAGGAUGACUGUCUCGCCGGGCAACCUGAAUAUGGUGGAAAAGUCCCGGAACUUCUCGGCGGACGACUGCUUCCACUCUCGGAGCACUGUCCUGCAGGGGCAGCCCUUUGGGGGUAUCCCCACUGUGCUGUUCCUCAACGUUAUCUUGUGGGUGGUCAUCGUCUUGGUUUACUCCUUCCUCCGGAAAGCCGCGUGGGACUACGGACGCCUGGCUCUGCUGAUACACAACGACAGCCUGACCUCGCUGAUCUAUGGGGAGCAGAGCGAGAAGACGUCUCCCUCGGAUAUUUCCCUGGAGAUGGAACACAGGGACAAGGGCUUCUAUUCCUGGUUUUUCAACACCAUCACCAUGAAGAACGAAGAUCUGAUUAGCAAGUGUGGAGACGAUGCCCGUAUCUACAUCAUGUUCCAGUAUCAUCUCAUCGUCUUUGCGCUUAUCCUCUGCAUCCCCUCCUUGGGCAUCAUUUUGCCCAUCAACUACACUGGAAAUGUUCUGGACUGGAAUAGUCACUUUGGUCGGACCACCAUUGUCAAUGUCUCCACAGAGAGUAAGUUCCUGUGGCUGCACAGCUUCUUCGCUUUCUUAUACUUUGUCACCAACUUCCUCUUCAUGACUCAUCACUGCUUAGGGUUUGUGCCCAAGAAGAGCUACAAGGUCACAAGGACACUAAUGAUCACCUAUGUCCCCACGGACAUCCAAGACCCAGAAAUCAUCAUUAAGCAUUUUCAUGAGGCCUAUCCAGGGUGCGUAGUGACCAGAGUCCACUUCUGCUACGACGUCAGGACCCUGAUUGACUUGGAUGAUCAGAGGCGCCAUGCAAUGCGGGGCCGGCUCUAUUACACUGCCAAGGCCAAGAAGAAGGGGAAGGUGAUGAUCAAGAUCCACCCCUGCUCCCGGCUGUGCUUCUGCAAGUGCUGGGUUUGCUUCAAAGAGGUAGAUGCAGAGCAAUAUUAUAGUGAGCUGGAGGAGCAGCUGACUGACGAGUUCAACGCUGAGCUCAACCGCGUUCGGCUGAAGCGUCUGGACCUGAUCUUUGUCACCUUCCAGGACUCCAGGAUGACAAAGCACAUCCUGGAGGAUUACAAGUUCAUCCAGUGCGGUGUGUCGGCCCAGCAGUCCUCGGUGACCACCAUCGUCAAAUCCGACCACUGGAGGGUUGUCCGUGCCCCACACCCCAAAGACAUUAUUUGGAAACACCUGUCUGUCCGCCGCUUCCAUUGGUGGGCCCGCUUCAUCGCAAUCAACACCUUCCUCUUCUUCCUCUUCUUCUUCCUCACCACGCCUGCCAUCAUCAUCAACACCAUCGACAUGUACAACGUCACCCGCCCCAUCGAGAAGCUGAAGAGCCCCAUCGUGACCCAGUUCUUCCCCUCCCUGUUGCUCUGGGCCUUUACGGUGAUAAUGCCUCUGAUCGUCUACCUCUCCGCCUUCCUUGAAGCCCACUGGACCAGAUCAGCUCAGAAUCUGAUCAUAGUGCACAAGUGCUACAUCUUUCUGGUGUUUAUGGUGGUCAUUCUGCCCUCUAUGGGACUGACCAGUUUGGACGUCUUUUUACGCUGGCUCUUUGACAUCUACUAUCUGGAACAGGCAUCCAUCAGGUUCCAGUGUGUGUUCCUGCCAGACAAUGGCGCCUUCUUUGUCAACUACGUGAUCACGUCAGCUUUGAUUGGCACAGGCAUGGAGCUGUUGCGCCUGGGGUCACUCUUUCUGUACACCACCCGCCUCGUCUUCUCCAGGUCGGAGCCAGAGAGAGUCCACAUCAGAAUGAACCAGGCCAUGGACUUCCAGUAUGGGCGCGAGUAUGCAUGGAUGUUGAACGUCUUCAGCGUGGUGAUGGCGUACAGCAUCACCUGCCCCAUCAUUGUUCCUUUUGGGCUACUCUACCUGUGCAUGAAGCACGUCACGGACCGCUAUAACAUGUACUACUCCUACGCACCCACCAAACUCAACGAGCAGAUCCACAUGGCUGCCGUCCACCAGGCCAUCUUCGCACCGCUCCUGGGUCUGUUCUGGAUGCUCUUCUUCUCCAUCCUGCGAUUAGGGCCGCUACACGCCAUCACCUUCUUUUCCCUCUCCACCCUUAUUGUUUCCAUGAUACUGGCGUGCAUUGGCACUUUUCUGGGGAAGCUUCGGAAAGCAUCUGACUAUGAGCCCGAGGAGGAGAUGGAGACCGUGUUUGACCUGGAGCCCAGCAGCACCUCCUCCACGCCAACUUCCCUUCUGUAUGUGGCCACCGUGCUGCAAGAGCCGGAGAUGAACCUGACCCCAGCCUCCUCCCCUGCCCGGCACACCUACGGCACCAUGAACGGACAGUCGGAAGAGGGAGAAGAGGAGAGUGGUGUGAGGGGCUUUGCAAGGGAGCUGGACUCGGCCCAGUUCCAGGAAGGGCUGGAACUGGAGGGCCAGAGCCAGUACCACUGA